AUGGGAUCGCAAGGUAACUAUCUAAUAAAUCAUAUUUAUAUACACUUGUUUCAUAUGACUGUCAGAGGUAAAAUGUAGCCAACAGCCAAACGUGUUGAUAGAUAAGAGUAUCGGAUUGAGCUAGUCACCGGUUUCCGUUGUUUACCCAGUCUGUGUUUCAGAACAGCGGAUACGUUCCUUUCAGCAGUGCCGCGAUUACUACUGUCUGCCAGCCUGUUGUAGCUUUGAUGUGUCCUGCGACAACUGACACCAAACACACACUCUUUAGCAGAAUGAUAACACUCUCCAUAUGGAAACAAACACGUUAGCUACACAGUUGUUACUUUGUAACGGUUUGCGACUAGCGAUAUUCCAACGUUCUAACAGGUCUGUUGCCUAGCCGUGCAUGAACCUUGCAAAGAUAUUUAUAACUAACCCAAUAUAGUUUGUGUGUUAUUUACAGUGGGAGCAAAUGAAGUAUAGUGGCCAGAACAAGCAAGGAGGUGUGCAAAGCUUAAAUAAAGGUUAAAUAAAAAAAAGCCAAGCAGGAGUUAGCGAGAUCCUAUUGGUGCAUUGUAGCAUGUGUUUGCAUAUUUCCGUUAGGACCUUGCACUCCUUCUAAACAAUGCCAUUUUUUAAAACUUUGGCAAAGCGCGAAGUCUAUAAAACAGUGCACUGUGUUGGUAACAUAUUCUAGUUUUGGGAACAGAAAUUGAUUGAGAUUAGAUGUUUCAUAGAUGAGAAAAUGUGCAGAAUGUUGGCCCAUUUUCACCUAGUUCCAUCCUCUCCCACUACCCGCGACUGGACUUCCUCUCACUACCAUAUUUGGUAGUGAGAAAACGUUCUAAAUGGAUGCUUCAGCUUUAUAGCCCCUGUGACGUAUCUGGAUUUUCCCUUCUGUCUGUGGAAUUGUCAGUUUUUCGCCGCACAUCCCGGCUUCUAUGUACCAGACCUCCUUACUAGGUAGCGGGGGCAACACCGAUAGACAGUGUCCUUUGCUCCCGCCUGCCGAACCCCUACUGUCCUGGAGCGCCCCACCCUCCUGCCUGUCCUAGCUUAAAAAUGAAGUAUAAAGAGGGGUUCCUACAAAAACAGGAAUUCCCACAUGCUGGAACGCCCCCAAUUGCACCCUUCUCCAUGCAUCAUAGGUCGAAUAGCAGCGAGGUACCAGCAGAAAUAAGUGAUUCUAUCAGAUAACAGUUCCGAGAACAUCCACAAUUCAAUGUUUUGACCUGGCUGCAUGCUUAAUUUUUGCUCUAACAGUCCAUAUAUGCGCACUGAUUGGAAGUUGCAUACAGGCAAUGCGUGGGGUUCUCAUAUCUCAUUACUUUGUCAUGAUUUCACGAUUGUCGUAGUAGGCUAGUAAGCUCACACUGUAUUGCAUUGUUACACUGAUAUGGCUCAGAUUUAGGUAAAGAGUAGGGGGAGUCAAUUACAUUAUGUCCAUUUAAAGUUGAUGAACUGAAGUUGGAGUCAUUUAGAAUAUGAGAGUAGCCAAACUCACUGAUCCCAUUAAAGGAUCUUUCUGAUGUUGGCUAUUUAAGUUCAGUAUUUCACUUAACAUGUUUUAUUUUUGUGAGUGGCUUGCCUUGAACACAAGCCACUGUUGAUUAUGAGGGGGCUGUAUGAAAAUGUCUCUCUCUCUCUGUCCUCUGUGUCUCCUAUGCAGUUUUUCAACAGAAGAUGAAACACAUUAGAAACUUUGUUUGAAAGAGAGCAACCCGGCUCUACGUAUUUUACUGGUUUGUGACUGACUGACACCGCCCCCGGUUAGAGUGGAAUAAAGCAGCCCAAGAGUUGACACACAGGGAAUUUGUGUUCACACACAGGAGAAGAUGAACAUGGGGAUGGUUCUGAAAGGUGCAGAGAAAGGAAUAAUGAAUAUUCACAUACAAUGGAUAGAGCAGUGAAUGGACAUGAAUGCGCUAGAACCAUGUAAUUGCAUAGAAGUACAAUAGCACAAUAUGAAGGACUCCAUAUGAUAAUACACUGCAGCAAUAAACAGUAGGUUAUUACACAGCAAUACUUAAUAUCAAGGACUGUAUCUAUGCAUAUAUUACAUUGUACAGUGGGCUAAUGACUAGCAUGUUUGCUAACAAGGAAUAAACAAUGGCAGUGUAAGAAAGGACUGUGUUUACAUGAAGGUAAGUCAUCUAAAGCAGAGCUACAAUUAAUGGAGACAGCAUACAUGCAUAACAUAGUAAUUGUUAAAUUAUGACUACUUAUAGACUCACACAAAGCCAAGUUAAACAACAACUACAACUUUGUGUACACUCAUCCCAUGCACAUAAUGCCACCCACGAUAACACUGUCAGGCUCAGGGCAAUAUUUAUUCCCUUGCGGGAGUGUGUAACGGACCUGUCUGACCAGUGCAGGGCUAGCUAUGAGCAUCUGACAUUAGGAACACCUUUUGCCCUCGAAACAGCCUCAAUUUGUCCGGGCAUGGACUCUAUAAGGUGUCGAAAGCGUUCCACGGGGAUGCUGGCCCAUGUUGACUCCAAUGCUUCCCACAGUUGUGUCAAGUUGGCUGGAUGUGCUUUGGGUGCUGGACCAUUCUUGAUACACACGGGAAACUGUUGACUGUGAAAAGCCCAGAAGCGUUGCAGUUCUUGACACACUCAAACUGGUGCGCCUGGCACCUACUACCAUACCCUGUUCAAAGGCACUUAAAUAUUUUCUUGCCCAUUCACCAUCUGAAUGGCACACAAACACAAUCCAUGUCUCAAUUGUCUAAAGGCUUAAAAAUCCAUCUUUAACCUGUCUCCUCCCCUUCAUCUACACUGAUUUGAAGUGGAUUUAACAGGUGACAUCAAUAGUUUUCACCUGGUCAGUCUGUCAUGGAAAGAGCAUGUUCCUAAUGUUUUGUACACUCAGUCUAAACAACAGACACACACACUGGCAGGGUUGCCAGGUCUAGCUAAAAUGUCUAGCCCGUUGACCUCUGACAACCCACUGAAAACUAGCCCAACAUUCUUUUCCGCAGCAAGAGAGGCGUUGCCACAUUUAUCCAAUAAACCCUUUUUCCAUAACGUUAUCGAGUGAAUUAAGAAGGAAUAUCGACUUUAAUUUUUUACGACGUAGGCUAAGAAGUAAAAUGUGGUUUUCCAUCAAAAUAAUAAUUAUUGCGAGUUUAAGAAUGUCGCAAGAGAAAAUAUAAAUCGCCCUUAUUAAACUCUCCAGAUCAUUGUCCAUCAAUGGAUGUCGAUUUAACUUGUUUAGACUGCUAUUGUAACAGUGUUGCUUCCGUCCCUCUCCUCGCCCCUACCUGGGCUUGAACCAGGGACCCUCUGCACACAUCGACAACAGUCACCCUCGAAGCAUCAUUACCCAUCGCUCCACAAAAGCCGCAGUCCUUGCAGAGCAAGGGAAACAACUACUUGAAGGUCUCAAAGCGAGUGAAUUCACCGAUUGAAACGCUACAAGUGCGCACCGCUAACUAGCUAGCCAUUUCACACCGGUUACACUAUGAUUAAGCAAUAAGGCCAGAGGAGGUGUGGUAUAUGGCUAAUAUACCACAUCUAAGGGCUGUUCUUAGGACAUAGCUGUGGUAUAUUGGCCAUACAGUGCUGUGCAAAAGUAUUUGCCCCCUUUCUAAUUUUCUCUACUUUUGCAUAUUGGUGAUACUGAAUGUUAUCAGAUCUUCAACCAAAACCUAAUAUUAGAUAAAGGGAACAUAAGUGAACAAAUAACACAACAAUUACAUAUUUAUUUCAUAAACAAAGUUAUGCAACACCCAAUUCCCCUGUGUGAAAAAGUAAUUGCCCCCUUACACUCAGUAACUGGUUGUGCCACCUUUAGCUGCAAUGACUCCAACCAAAUGCUUUCUGUAGUUGUUGAUCAGUCUCUCACGUCGCUGUGGAGGAAUUUUGGCCCACUCUUCCAUGCAGAACUGCUUUAACUCAGUGACGUGUGGGUUUUCAAGCAUGAACUGCUCGUUUCAAGUCCUGCCACAACAUCUCAAUUGGGAUUAGGUCUGGACUUUGACUAGGCCAUUCCAAAACUUCCAAUUUGUUGCUUUUGAACCAUUUUCAUGUAGACUUGAUUGUGUGUUUUGGAUCAUUGUCUUGCUGCAUGACCCAGCUGCGCUUCAGCUUCAGCUCACAGACGGAUGGUCUGACAUUCUCCUGUAGAAUUCUCUGAUACAGAGCAGAAUUCAUGGUUUCUUCUAUUAAGGCAAGUCGUCCAGGUCCUGAGGCAGCAAAGCAUCCCCAAACCAUUACCACCAUGCUUGACCUUUGGUAUGAUGUUCUUACUGUGGAAUGCAGUGUUUGGUUUUCGCCAGGCAUUACUGGGAUCCAUCUCGUCCAAAAAGUUGACUCAAGUUUGCCAAAAAGCACCUGGAUGAUCAUCAAGACUCUUGGAAGAACGUUCUAUGGAAAGAUGAAAGUAUAACUUUUUGGACGACAUGGUUCCAGCAAUGCCUGGUGAAAACCAAACUCUGCAUUCCACAGUAAGAACAUCAUACCAAAGGUCAAGCAUGGUGGUGAUGGUUUGGGGAUGCUUUGCUGCCUCAGGACCUGGACGACUUGCCUUAAUAGAAGAAACCAUGAAUUCUGCUCUGUCUCAGAGAAUUCUACAGGAGAAUGUCAGACCAUCCGUCUGUGAGCUGAAGCUGAAGCACAGCUGGGUCAUGCAGCAAGACAAGGAUCCAAAACACACAAUCAAGUCUACAUGAAAAUGGUUCAAAAGCAACACAUUUGAAGUUUUGGAAUGGCCUAGUCAAAGUCCAGACCUAAUCCCAAUUGAGAUGUUGUGGCAGGACUUGAAAUGACCAGUUCAUGCUUGAAAACCCACACGUCACUGAGUUAAAGCAGUUCUGCAUGGAAGAGUGGGCCAAAAUUCCUCCACAGCGAUGUGAGAGACUGAUCAACAACUACAGAAAGCAUUUGGUUGGAGUCAUUGCAGCUAAAGGUGGCACAACCAGUUAUUGAGUGUAAGGGGGCAAUUACUUUUUCACACAGGGGAAUUGGGUGUUGCAUAACAUUUCUUAUGAAAUAAAUAUGUAAUUGUUGUGUUAUUUGUUCACUUAUGUUCCCUUUAUCUAAUAUUAGGUUUUGGUUGAAGAUCUGAUAACAUUCAGUAUCACAAAUAUGCAAAAGUAGAGAAAAUUAGAAAGGGGGCAAAUACUUUUGCACAGCACUGUAUACCACAAACCCCUGAGGUACCUUAUUGCUACUAUAAACUGGUAACCAACGUAAUUAGAACAUUAAAAAGUACCUUUUUGUCAUUCCCGUGGUACACGUCUGAUAAACCAUGGCUUUCAACCAAUCAGCAUUCAGGGCUCAAACCACCCAGUUUAUAAUUGUAAAUAAAUCCUGUUUGCACAUGUGCAUAACUAUAGAUAAAUCCCACAGGAGAGUGUGAGUGAUGCAAGUUGGACAGAGGAUCUCAAUCUCUGUGCAAGAAACACUUGGAAGAACAUUAAAAAACAAAUGUUAGGCUAUUUUUCUGGCAAUUGUGCCGUUAUGUGCUAGAUGUUGAGACUACAAACCGUUAUAAAUGGCAUAUUUGCGAGAUUGACUUGUUAUUUCAAUAGACAUAGGCUACUGACUAAAAUCUGGGUUUAUAAUUGCAAUUAAAUUUUGCCAUUGUUUACUGAGCAAGAUGCAGGUAGCCUAUAGCCCCUGAUAUGCCAACAUCUCUUUUCAGGGAAAAGUCCACAAUGAAACUGACAGUAAAUGUGGAGAAGUAUACAUUUGCAAUAGAGCUGUGACCAUGAUCACAAUUAAUAACUUCUAAUUUAAUUAACUAAACAUGGCCACAUACAUGUUAUUCAAUCGUUGCACCCACACUGCUCGUGCCCUUUAACUAGCGUCUGCGUGGCCAGGCGCUAAAAUAGAAAUCGGUUCUAAUUGUGACGCUCAACGCGCUGCAAGUCCUGCCUCUCCCCAUUUGGUUUUUAGGAGCAUAUACCCACGUGGGUGAUUGAAAGAUGAACUGAGGUCCACACUCCAGUCCAGUUGGUGGUGGUAAUGCAUCUUAAAGUUGGUUGCCAACCGCCAUAUAAAGUCCAAAGAAGGAGAAGCCUGAAGGAAGCCUGAACUUGGUGUACCAUUUUAUCUGUGGAUUAAUUGUUGGAGUAGAGGACCUUGUUCAUUUCAGGUAAAAUAACAACCCAAUGUUUAUAUCCCAGGACAAAUUAGCUAGCAACAGCAAGCUAGCUAGCUAAAUUGCCAUAAAUGUUUAAUGAUUUUCGACCUGUCCCCAAGUUAAUAUAGUUGGUUCAGAGUUCGUUUUGAUAUUUCAACCUGCGUGUCCUGAUCUUGUCUGCUGUGGGAGGAGAAAAGUCGGCAUUAGAAUGCAGUUAAAUUUAUCUAAAGAGCUCUUGUGUGCCUAAAGUCGUUUUCCAAUGCUUUGUCGCCAUUAUAUCAGUUAUAUCGCGUUAAUAUGUUUGAUGGAAAAGGGGUGUCUCCAUAAUGACCAAUCUAAAUAGCCUAACUACAACUGGUCAACAGUUGUCAUGAAGUGCGCGAAUGCUCCUCUUGACUCAGCUGCCUCUGCUGCAGCACUCUCUCAACGCACACACACCCCUAUGGCCCUCCCCCUCUCCACCACUCACUCACUCACUCACUCACUCACUCACUCACUCACUCAGUAACAGCCUGCUCACUAGCUGAUAGUCAGCAGCAGGUCACAGAUAUCUAUACAUAUACACACACACACCCACCCAGUACCAGUCAACAGUUUGGAAACGCCUACUCAUUCAAGGGUUUUUCUUUAUUUUUUUUACUAUUUUCUACAUUGUAGAAUAAUAGUGAAGACAUCAAAACUAUGAAAUAACACAUGGAAUCAUGUAGUAACCAAAAAAGUGUUAAACAAAGCAAAAUAUAUUUUAUAUUUGAGAUUCUUCAAGUAGCCACCCUUUGCCUUAAUGACAGCUUUGCACACUCUUGGCAUUCUCUCAACCAGCAUCAUGAAUACAUUUUUUUUACAUUUACGUCAUUUAGCAGACGCUCUUAUCCAGAGCGACUUACAGUUAGUGAGUGCAUACAUUUUAUUUUUUUAUACUGGAAUCGAACCCACAACCUUGAAGUUGCAAACACCAUGCUCUACCAACUGAGCUACAUCCCUGCCGGCCAUUCCCUCCCCUACCCUGGACGACGCUGGGCCAAUUGUGCGCCGCCCCAUGGGUCUCCCGGUCGCGGCCGGCUAUGACAGAGCCUGGAUUCGAACCACUGCGCCACUCGGGAGGAUGAGGUAGUCACCUGGAAUGCAUUUCAAUUAACAGGUGUGCCUUGUUAAAAGUUAAUUUGUGGAAUUUCUUUCCUUAAUGCAUUUGAGCCAACAGUUGUGUUGUGACAAGGUAGGGGUGGUAUACAGAAGAUAGCCCUAUUUGGUAAAAAACCAAGUCCAUAUUAUGGCAAGAACAGCGCAAAUAUGCAAAGAGAAAAGACAGUCCAUCAUUACUUUAAGACAUGAAGGUCAGUCAAUCCAGAAAAUUUCAAGAACUUUGAAAGUUUCUUCAAGUGCAGUCGCAAAAACCAUCAAGCGCUAUGAUGAAACUGGCUCUCGUGAGGACCGCCACAGGAAAGGAAGACCCAGAGUUACCUCUUCUGUAGAGGAUAAGUUCAUUAGAGUUACCAGCCUCAGAAACCGGCAAUUGAUUGCAGCCCAAAUAUAUGCUUCACAUAGUUCAAGUAACAGACACAUCUCAACAUCAACUGUUCAGAGGAGACUGCGUGAAUCAGGCCUUCAUGGUAGAAUUGCUGCAAAGAAACCACUACUAAAGGACACCAAUAAGAAGAAGAGACCUGCUUGGGCCAAGAAACACGAGCAAUGGACAUUAGACCGGUGGAAAUCUGUCCUUUGGUCUGAUGAGUCCAAAUUUGAGAUUUCUGGUUCCAACCGCCGUGUCUUUGUGAGACACAGAGUAAGUGAACGGAUGAUCUCUGCACCGUGAAGCUUGGAGGUGUGAUGGUGUGGGGGUGCUUUGCUGGUAACACUGUCAGUGAUUUAUUUAGAAUUCAAGGCACGCUUAACCAGCAUGGCUACCACAGCAUUCUGCAGCGAUACGCCAUCCCAUCUGGUUUGUGCUUAAUGGGACUAUCAUUUGUUUUUCAACAGGACAAUGACCCAAAACAUACCUCCAGGCUGUGUAAGGGCUAUUUGACCAAGAAGGAGAGUGAUGGAGUGCUGCAUCAGAUGACCUGGCCUCCACAAUCCCCCACCCUCAACCCAAUUGAGAUGGUUUGGGAUGAGUCGGACCGCAGAGUGAAGGAAAAGCAGCCAACAAGUGCUCAGCAUAUGUGGGAACUCCUUCAAGACUGUUGGAAAAGCAUUCCAGGUGACUACCUCAUGAAGCUGGUUGAGAGAAUGCCAAGACUGUGCAAAGCUGUCAUCAAGGCAAAGGGUGGCUACUUUGAAGAAUCUGAAAUAUAAAAUAUAUUUUUAUUUGGUUAACACUUUUUUGGUUACUACAUGAUUCCAUAUGUGUUAUUUCAUAGUUUUGAUGUCUUUACUAUUAUUUUACAAUGUAAAAAUAAAGAAAAACCCCUGAAUGAGUAGGUGUGUCCAAACUUUUGACUGGGUAGGUAUGUAUGUAUGUAUGUAUGUAUGUAUGUACAGUUGAAGUCGGAAGUUUACAUACACUUAGGUUGGAGUCAUUAAAACUCGUUUUUCAACCACUCCACAAAUUUCUUGUUAACAAACUAUAGUUUUGGCAAGUCGGUUAGGACAUCUACUUUGCAUGACACAAGUAAUUUUUCCAACAAUUGUUUACAGACAGAUGAUUUCACUUAUAAUUCACUGUAUCACAACUCCAGUGGGACAGAAGUUUACAUACACUAAGUUGACUGUGCCUUUAAACAGCUUGGAAAAUUCCAGAAAAUGAUGUCAUGCUUUAGAAGCUUCUGAUAGGCUAAUUGACAUCAUUUGAGUCAAUUGGAGGUGUACCUGUGGAUGUAUUUCAAGGCCUACCUUCAAACUCUGUGCCUCUUUGCUUGACAUCAUGGAAAAAUCAAAACAAAUCAGCCAAGACAUCAGAAAACAAAUUGUAGACCUCCACAAGUCUGGUUCAUCCUUGGGAGCAAUUUCCAAACGCCUGAAGAUACCACGUUCAUCUGUACAAACAAUAGUACGCAAGUAUAAUCACCAUGGGACCGCGCAGCCAUCAUACCGCUCAGGAAGGAGAUUUGUUCUGUCUCCUAGAGAUGAAUGUACUUUGGUGCGAAAAGUGCAAAUCAAUCCCAGAACAACAGCAAAGGACCCUGUGAAAAUGCUGGAGGAAACAGGUACAAAAGUAUCUAUAUCCACAGUUAAACGAGUCCUAUAUCAACAUAACCUGAAAUGCUGCUCAGCAAGGAAGAAGUCACUGCUACAAAACCGCCAUAAAAAAGCCAGACUACUGUUUGCAACUGCACAUGGGGACAAAGAUAGUACUUCUUGGAGAAAUGUCCUCUGGUCUGAUGAAACAAAAAUAGAACUGUUUGGCCAUAAUGACCAUCGUUAUGUUUGGAGGAAAAAGGGGGUAGCUUGCAAGCCGAAGAACACCAUCCCAACCGUGAAGCACGGGGGUGGCAGCAUCAUGCUGUGGGGGUGCUUUGCUGCAGGAGGGACUGGUGCACUUCACAAAAUAGAUGGCAUCAUGAGGAAGGAAAAUUAUGUGGAUAUAUUGAAGCAACAUCUCAAGACAUCAGUCAGGAAGUUAAAGCUUGGUCGCAAAUGGAUCUUCCAAAUGGACAAUGACCCCAAGCAUACUUCCAAAGUUGUGGCAAAAUGGCUUGAGGACGACAGUUGAGGUAUUGAAGUGGCCAUCACAAAUCUCUGACCUCAAUCCUAUAGAAAAUGUGUGGGCAGAAUUGAAAAGGCGUGUGCGAGCAAGGAGGCCUACAAACCUGACUCAGUUACACCAGCUCUGUCAGGAGGAAUGGGCCAAAAUUCACCCAACUUAUUGUGGGAAGCUUGUGGAAGGCUACCCGAAACGUUUGACCCAAGUUAAACAAUUGUAAAGGCAAUGCUGCCAAAUACUAAUUGAGUGUAUGUAAACUUCUGACCCACUGGGAAUCUGAUGAAAGAAAUAAAAGCUGAAAUAAAUCAUUCUCUCUACUAUUAUUCUGACGUUUCACAUUCUUGAAAUAGUGGUGAUCCUAACUGACCUAAGACAGGGAAUUCUUAUAGUAUUAAAUGUCAGGAAUAGUGAAAAACUGAGUUUAAAUGUAUUUGGCUAAGGUGUAUGUAAACUUCCGACUUCAACAUGUAUGUAUGUAUGUAUGUAUGUAUGUAUGCAUGCCUUGGCGGUGCAAUUUAGAAGUAGCCCAAAAACCCGCGACCAAUACAGUGAGGGGAAAAAAGUAUUUGAUCCCCUGCUGAUUUUGUACAUUUGCCCAAAGACAAAGAAAUGAUCAGUCUAUAAUUUUAAUGGUAGGUUUAUUUGAACAGUGAGAGACAGAAUAACAACAACAAAAUCCAGAAAAAACGCAUGUCAGAAAUGUUAUAAAUUGAUUUGCAUUUUAAUGAGGGAAAUAAGUAUUUGACCCCUCUGCAAAACAUGACUUAGUACUUGGUGGCAAAACCCUUGUUGGCAAUCACAGAGGUCAGACGUUUCUUGUAGUUGGCCACCAGGUUUGCACACAUCUCAGGAGGGAUUUUGUUCCACUCCUCUUUGCAGAUCUUCUCCAAGUCAUUAAGGUUUCGAGGCUGACGUUUGGCAACUCGAACCUUCAGCUCCCUCCACAGAUUUUCUAUGGGAUUAAGGUCUGGAGACUGGCUAGGCCACUCCAGGACCUUAAUGUGCUUCUUCUUGAGCCAAUCCUUUGUUGCCUUGGCCGUGUGUUUUGGGUCAUGGUCAUGCUGGAAUACCCAUCCACGACCCAUUUUCAAUGCCCUGGCUGAGGGAAGGAGGUUCUCACCCAAGAUUUGACGGUACAUGGCCCCGUCCAUCGUCCCUUUGAUGCGGUGAAGUUGUCCUGUCCCCUUAGCAGAAAAACACCCCCAAAGCAUAAUGUUUCCACCUCCAUGUUUGACGGUGGGGAUGGUGUUAAAUUAUAAUUAUUAUAUGCCAUUUAGCAGACGUUUUUAUCCAAAGCGACUUACAGUCAUGUGCGCAUACAUUUUUACGUAUGGGUGGUCCUGGGGAUCGAACCCACUACCCUGGCGUUACAAGCGCCAUGCUCUACCAAUUGAGCUACAGAGGACCACAUAGGCAGCAUUCCUCCUCCUCCAAACACGGCGAGUUGAGUUGAUGCCAAAGAGCUCGAUUUUGGUCUCAUCUGACCACAACACUUUCACCCAGUUCUCCUCUGAAUCAUUCAGAUGUUCAUUGGCAAACUUCAGAUGGGCCUGUAUAUGUGCUUUCUUGAGCAGGGGGACCUUGCGGGUGCUGCAGGAUUUCAGUCCUUCACGGCGUAGUGUGUUACCAAUUGUUUUCUUGGUGAUUAUGGUCCCAGCUGCCUUGAGAUCAUGAUCAUUGCAACUCCACGAGGUGAGAUCUUGCAUGGAGCCCCAGGCCGAGGGAGAUUGACAGGUCUUUUGUGUUUCUUCCAUUUGCGAAUAAUCGCACCAACUGUUGUCACCUUCUCACCAAGCUACUUGUCGAUGGUCUUGUAGCCCAUUCCAGCCUUGUGUAGGUCUACAAUCUUGUCCCUGACAUCCUUGGAGAGCUCUUUGGUCUUGGCCAUGGUGGAGAGUUUGGAAUCUGAUUGAUUGAUUGCUUCUGUGGACAGGUGUCUUUAUACAGGUAACAAGCUGAGAUUAGGAGCACUCCCUUUAAGAGUGUGCUCCUAAUCUCAGCUCGUUACCUGUAUAAAAGACACCUGGGAGCCAGAAAUCUUUCUGAUUGAGAGGGGGUCAAAUACUUAUUUCCCUCAUUAAAAUGCAAAUCAAUUUAUAACAUUUUUGACAUGUGUUUUUCAGGAUUUUUUUGUUAUUCUGUCUCUCACUGUUCAAAUAAACCUAGCAUUAAAAUUAUAGACUGAUCAUUUCUUUGUCAGUGGGCAAACGUACAAAAUCAGCAGGGGAUCAAAUACUUUUUUCCCUCACUGUACAUUUUCACCCGCGACAUCGUUUUCAAAGUAGCCCAAUUUGCAGCGAACAUGGCAACACUGCACGCUGGAACUUAGUCCCACAGCGUCCUCGGCAGGGGGAUUCUGUAACAUUGUUUAUCAUGCAAAUGUUAACAAUUGCAAUCGCUGCAUUAUGUGACAUGUUAGUCUCUCUGUCGUAUGUGUUUCCUGUACAUUUUCCUCCCGGUGCAAUAAGUUUAGCAUGACACAUUUUCCUUUGAUGUGGGGCUUGAAUACGUGUCUAAUGGUUUCUCUUGUGUUUCCCUAUUCAGUUUCAUCGGAUGAGAUGAGUGGGGGGCAGGGUGGUGACGAGGUGCUGGUGUCCCAGGCGGUGUGGGACUACCUGGCCGCCGCCGGCCAGCCCUGGCUCAUAGACUUUCAGGACAAGCAGGGCUUGAGUGCCGGCAUCAUCCGCCGAGGGGAGCGGGGAGGCUGCUGCGCGGUGCGGCUACGGCCCGUAGAGGGAUCCCGUUCUGGGGGAGGACCCAGGAUGAUGGACGAAGGACCAAUCUCCAACGAGACCCGCAAGGCCUUCAUAGACUUAUGCCGCUGCGCCCGGAAAGAGAUGAGCAAACAGGAGACGGGUCCUAAGCGGAAGAGGUCCCUGCUGCCCUGUGUUGGGGUGGGGGUCCUGGAGGGGGAUGGAGAGGGCAGCCUGCUACCACCUCAGCCUCCCCAGCCUAGACGCUCUCAGAGGCAGCAACAGAGGUAUAAGAAGCCAGUGGAGGAUGAGGCCUGUAUGGUCCUCUCCAACUCCAUGAACUCCAUGUCCCACAAUGCAUCAGGACAAAGGAAGCAGGACAACAUGGAGGUCAGCUGCAGUAUGAUGGCCUCCUCUCAUAACCACUCCCACAGUGAAGCAGAUGACUACACCUCAUGCUCCAUCUGCAUGGGCGACAUGGUGGAGAGGACGACGCUGGAGAGGUAUAGCUACUUAUUUAACUUUUUGUGUUCAGUAAUUCUCAAGGUUUUUACAAACGAUGAAAUGUGUCAGCCUUCAUUGCUAUUGAUGAUAUGUAAUGUUUUCAAAAUGAUAUGUGAAAGUGUUUUCUGUGUCUCUCUCUUUCACUCCCUCCCCCCCCAGGUGUGGCCACGCAUUCUGCCGGUUGUGUCUGGACCAGGCCUUCAAGGUGAAGAGAGCGUGUCCUGUGUGUCGUCAGGUGUACGGCCAGCUCAUAGGGAACCAGCCAGCUACCGGGAGUAUGAUGGUGGAUAGAGAGCCAGAUCUGGAGUUGCCGGGACACGAGGGCUACGGGUGUAUCUGCAUCAUCUACAGCUUCCCACCUGGUCUACAGGCGGUGAGUGUGUGUAUAUGACUAAAGACACAAGGAAGGGUAUAUAUAUAAAUGGGAACUAGUAAGAAGUUUUGCUCCAGUCCACUUCCAGGGUUUUGGUGACGUCCACUUCCAGGGUUUUGGUGACGUCCACUUCCAGGGUUUUGGUGACGUCCACUUCCAGGGUUUUGGUGACGUCCACUUCCAGGGUUUUGGUGACGUCCACUUCCAGGGUUUUGGUGACGUCCACGUCCAGGGUUUUGCUAUCUCUGACACAGCAUUUACAUUGCUAACCAUCUCUCUUUAGUAUACUCUUUAGUGUUUUAUGUAACACAUUUUUAUUUGCGUCGAAUACAGCAAUGUUUUCAAAUCCCAGCUCUCCAUUUUUAUACUUGGAUCUUUCAAUGAAACAGUCCAUGCUUGAAGUAAUCUUAUUGAAUGUCUAUACCACUUUACUUCAUUUUUGUGGAUAUAAUUGUUCCUGUUCUUUUCUAACAUUCCUCUGAAUUCUGCCUGGGUCCUGCAGCCAGAGCACCCUAACCCGGGCGUGAGGUACCCUGGGACGUACCGCGUGGCUUACCUCCCAGACAGUCCAGAGGGGAACCGGGUCCUGGGCCUGCUCCGCCGGGCCUUCGAACAGCGCCUCAUCUUCACCAUUGGGACCUCCAUGACCACAGGAAUGCAUAACGUCAUUACCUGGAACGACAUCCACCACAAGACCUCCAUAUGGGGCGGAACAUACUGGUAUGGAAACAGAUGUCUUUACUGAAGGCUAAUGGAAAUUUAAGUAUGUUUGUGAGAUGUGACAAGUGGUGUUUAUAUUUUUGUGAAAAAAGCUAUCGAUGACUGCUUGCAACACACACAGAAGUCAAAUAGAAUCAUAUGGCUUUAGUUUGUUCUAAUGAGAUGUAACAGAAAAAUAUUUUUUCAAAUUUAUAUCAAUAGAAAGCUAUCCAUGUUUUGAGCAUGUGGGGUUAAAUUGUGAUUACUGUCGUGCAUUUGCUCCUAGAAGGCACUAUCGCUUUUCCAGCGACUACAGCAACUCUCAAUGACCUGCUGAUGGUUAAUUUCUCCUGACAGCUUUGGCUACCCAGACCCCACUUACCUGGUGAGAGUGACCGAGGAACUCAGAGAGAAAGGCAUCACUGCAGACUGAACCUACAGAUUCUAGAAUGAUUCUUCCAGGAACCUCUGGCUGUCCUGUCCUGUCCCGCUGCUGAUGGAUGCUAGGCUGCAGGCUCCUUGACCUAGACCCAGCAGGGCAGCGGAUGAAUACGAGAUGUGACUGGGCCCCACAGCAAGCCACAGGAGUACGGCCCAGUGGAGGCCCACUUUAUGGGGGGAAUCCUAACUUCCACUUCAGUCGAAUUUUCACUUAAUCAUGCAUUGAUGUCAAUGGGAGACCAUUCGACUGAAGUGGAAAUGAAAAUGUGUCUAAAGUGGAAUUUAGGAUCCACCCUUAUGUUCCUAUGUUAGUUAUGUAUCUUCUGAGUUCAGCUCAACCCAGCAGCACUUUGUGUGGAAGAAAACAUUCAAAUGAGUGCAGUGCAUUCUCUAUGUGAGCUGUUUUUGGCUGCACUCAUCCGGGUAUUUAUCAUAUAAUGAUUCAUAAUGUGGAGGUACAUACUACUUAAAUAUUAUUUUGAAACCUAUAUUAAUGUGCUUUCUUGAGAGGGGGACCUUGCGGGUGCUGCAGAUUCAGUCUUCACGCGUGGUGUUACCAAUUGUUUUCUUGGUGAUUAUGGUCCCAGCUGCUUGAAUCUGAUCAUUGCAACUCCCGAGGUGAGAUCUUGCAUGGAGCCCCAGGCCGAGGGAGAUUGACAGGUCUUUUGUGUUUCUUCCAUUUGCGAAUAAUCGCACCAACUGUUGUCACCUUCUCACCAAGCUACUUGUCGAUGGUCUUGUAGCCCAUUCCAGCCUUGUGUAGGUCUACAAUCUUGUCCCUGACAAUCCUUGGAGAGCUCUUUGGUCUUGGCCAUGGUGGAGAGUUUGGAAUCUGAUUGAUUGAUUGCUUCUGUGGACAGGUGUCUUUUUAUACAGGUAACAAGCUGAGAUUAGGAGCACUCCCUUUAAGAGUGUGCUCCUAAUCUCAGCUCGUUACCUGUAUAAAAGACACCUGGGAGCCAGAAAUCUUUCUGAUUGAGAGGGGGUCAAAUACUUAUUUCCCUCAUUAAAAUGCAAAUCAAUUUAUAACAUUUUUGACAUGUGUUUUUCAGGAAUUUUUUGUUAUUCUGUCUCUCACUGUUCAAAUAAACCUAGCAUUAAAAUUAUAGACUGAUCAUUUCUUUGUCAGUGGGCAAACGUACAAAAUCAGCAGGGGAUCAAAUACUUUUUUCCCUCACUGUACAUUUUCACCCGCGACAUCGUUUUCAAAGUAGCCCAAUUUGCAGCGAACAUGGCAACACUGCACACUGGAACUUAGUCCCACAGCGUCCUCGGCAGGGGGAUUCUGUAACAUUGUUUAUCAUGCAAAUGUUAACAAUUGCAAUCGCUGCAUUAUGUGACAUGUUAGUCUCUCUGUCGUAUGUGUUUCCUGUACAUUUUCCUCCCGGUGCAAUAAGUUUAGCAUGACACAUUUUCCUUUGAUGUGGGGCUUGAAUACGUGUCUAAUGGUUUCUCUUGUGUUUCCCUAUUCAGUUUCAUCGGAUGAGAUGAGUGGGGGGCAGGGUGGUGACGAGGUGCUGGUGUCCCAGGCGGUGUGGGACUACUGGCCGCCGCCGGCCAGCCCUGGCUCAUAGACUUUCAGGACAAGCAGGGCUUGAGUGCCGGCAUCAUCCGCCGAGGGGAGCGGGGAGGCUGCUGCGCGGUGCGGCUACGGCCCGUAGAGGGAUCCCGUUCUGGGGGAGGACCCAGGAUGAUGGACGAAGGACCAAUCUCCAACGAGACCCGCAAGGCCUUCAUAGACUUAUGCCGCUGCGCCCGGAAAGAGAUGAGCAAACAGGAGACGGGUCCUAAGCGGAAGAGGUCCCUGCUGCCCUGUGUUGGGGUGGGGGUCCUGGAGGGGGAUGGAGAGGGCAGCCUGCUACCACCUCAGCCUCCCCAGCCUAGACGCUCUCAGAGGCAGCAACAGAGGUAUAAGAAGCCAGCGGAGGAUGAGGCCUGUAUGGUCCUCUCCAACUCCAUGAACUCCAUGUCCCACAAUGCAUCAGGACAAAGGAAGCAGGACAACAUGGAGGUCAGCUGCAGUAUGAUGGCCUCCUCUCAUAACCACUCCCACAGUGAAGCAGAUGACUACACCUCAUGCUCCAUCUGCAUGGGCGACAUGGUGGAGAGGACGACGCUGGAGAGGUAUAGCUACUUAACUUUUUGUGUUCAGUAAUUCUCAAGGUUUUUACAAACGAUGAAAUGUGUCAGCCUUCAUUGCUAUUGAUGAUAUGUAAUGUUUUCAAAAUGAUAUGUGAAAGUGUUUUCUGUGUCUCUCUCUUUCACUCCCUCCCCCCCCAGGUGUGGCCACGCAUUCUGCCGGUUGUGUCUGGACCAGGCCUUCAAGGUGAAGAGAGCGUGUCCUGUGUGUCGUCAGGUGUACGGCCAGCUCAUAGGGAACCAGCCAGCUACCGGGAGUAUGAUGGUGGAUAGAGAGCCAGAUCUGGAGUUGCCGGGACACGAGGGCUACGGGUGUAUCUGCAUCAUCUACAGCUUCCCACCUGGUCUACAGGCGGUGAGUGUGUGUAUAUGACUAAAGACACAAGGAAGGGUAUAUAUAUAAAUGGGAACUAGUAAGAAGUUUUGCUCCAGUCCACUUCCAGGGUUUUGGUGACGUCCACUUCCAGGGUUUUGGUGACGUCCACUUCCAGGGUUUUGGUGACGUCCACUUCCAGGGUUUUGGUGACGUCCACUUCCAGGGUUUUGGUGACGUCCACUUCCAGGGUUUUGGUGACGUCCACGUCCAGGGUUUUGCUAUCUCUGACACAGCAUUUACAUUGCUAACCAUCUCUCUUUAGUAUACUCUUUAGUGUUUUAUGUAACACAUUUUUAUUUGCGUCGAAUACAGCAAUGUUUUCAAAUCCCAGCUCUCCAUUUUUAUACUUGGAUCUUUCAAUGAAACAGUCCAUGCUUGAAGUAAUCUUAUUGAAUGUCUAUACCACUUUACUUCAUUUUUGUGGAUAUAAUUGUUCCUGUUCUUUUCUAACAUUCCUCUGAAUUCUGCCUGGGUCCUGCAGCCAGAGCACCCUAACCCGGGCGUGAGGUACCCUGGGACGUACCGCGUGGCUUACCUCCCAGACAGUCCAGAGGGGAACCGGGUCCUGGGCCUGCUCCGCCGGGCCUUCGAACAGCGCCUCAUCUUCACCAUUGGGACCUCCAUGACCACAGGAAUGCAUAACGUCAUUACCUGGAACGACAUCCACCACAAGACCUCCAUAUGGGGCGGAACAUACUGGUAUGGAAACAGAUGUCUUUACUGAAGGCUAAUGGAAAUUUAAGUAUGUUUGUGAGAUGUGACAAGUGGUGUUUAUAUUUUUGUGAAAAAAGCUAUCGAUGACUGCUUGCAACACACACAGAAGUCAAAUAGAAUCAUAUGGCUUUAGUUUGUUCUAAUGAGAUGUAACAGAAAAAUAUUUUUUCAAAUUUAUAUCAAUAGAAAGCUAUCCAUGUUUUGAGCAUGUGGUGUGAGGUUAAAUUGUGAUUACUGUCGUGCAUUUGCUCCUAGAAGGCACUAUCGCUUUUCCAGCGACUACAGCAACUCUCAAUGACCUGCUGAUGGUUAAUUUCUCCUGACAGCUUUGGCUACCCAGACCCCACUUACCUGGUGAGAGUGACCGAGGAACUCAGAGAGAAAGGCAUCACUGCAGACUGAACCUACAGAUUCUAGAAUGAUUCUUCUAGGAACCUCUGGCUGUCCUGUCCUGUCCCGCUGCUGAUGGAUGCUAGGCUGCAGGCUCCUUGACCUAGACCCAGCAGGGCAGCGGAUGAAUACGAGAUGUGACUGGGCCCCACAGCAGCCACAGGAGUACGGCCCAGUGGAGGCCCACUUUAUGGGGGGAAUCCUAACUUCCACUUCAGUCGAAUUUUCACUUAAUCAUGCAUUGAUGUCAAUGGGAGACCAUUCGACUGAAGUGGAAAUGAAAAUGUGUCUAAAGUGGAAUUUAGGAUCCACCCUUAUGUUCCUAUGUUAGUUAUGUAUCUUCUGAGUUCAGCUCAACCCAGCAGCACUUUGUGUGGAAGAAAACAUUCAAAUGAGUGCAGUGCAUUCUCUAUGUGAGCUGUUUUUGGCUGCACUCAUCCGGGUAUUUAUCAUAUAAUGAUUCAUAAUGUGGAGGUACAUACUACUUAAAUAUUAUUUUGAAACCUAUAUUAAUGCUUAUUCCCAUGCUGGGACACAUGUUCUUUAUUUACCUGUUAAAAGCACACAUGAUUUGUGGUCUGUCCAGUACGUUCAUUGAAUAAUUAUAUUUUUCUUUAUAUAAUUAUGUUAAUGAUAACCUGUUACUUACACUGUAUUAAGACAGUACCCGAGAUAGUUGGUGGCAGGCAGAAUAGUACUGUCUGCUUCAAUAGAAAGCUUCUAAAGAAAUAAUUUAAUUUCUCUAAAAUGCGUUGCAAUCUAAAGCACUCAGGCACUUUGGCAAGGAGGGAGUGAGUCUGUCAGUUGUUCAGUCAGUAUUGGAGGGCGAGUUGUUCUCUGCAUAGAAUAAGAAUGAUCCUUUAGAAUUAGAAUGAUCAUUCUAAUUC
Coregonus sp. 'balchen' is the source of this 18922-nucleotide messenger RNA. Lineage: Eukaryota; Metazoa; Chordata; Actinopteri; Salmoniformes; Salmonidae. The record is from the annotation of a GenBank genome assembly.